Molecule: messenger RNA, 714 nt
Organism: Macrobrachium nipponense
Lineage: Eukaryota; Metazoa; Arthropoda; Malacostraca; Decapoda; Palaemonidae
Exons: 4
Coding region: 1-714 (237 amino acids)
Biological process (GO): DNA replication
Cellular component (GO): replication fork
Source: RefSeq, a predicted model, not a curated record
AUGACCGUGACCGCCGACCGGCAGCUCUCCGGGUGCUCACUGGAUAUGGUAGAUUUCAAGCGCCUUCAGUUCCCAGUCAGGUUGGCUUUUGCCAUGACUAUCAAUAAAGCCCAGGGACAGUCUCUCAGAGUGGCUGGCAUCAACUUGGAGCAACCUUGCUUUUCUCACAGGCAGCUUUACGUGGCGUGCUCAAGAGUGGGCUCUCCGGAACGCCUGUUCAUUUUGAUAAUCAUUUUCAAGGAUGUUGUUUGUUUUGUUAGAUUUGCAUUCCUCACAAUUCAGGUCAUGAAUGUAAACAAGCGAGUCUGUCUCGGCUUAAAUUGGCCGAAUCGGGGCAGGCUGGAAAAUCUCCCGGCCUGGAACGGUUCCUCCUCCUCCUUCUCCACCUCUCAUUCGCCACCUCAUCCUCCUCCUCCUCCUCCUCCUCCUGCGUCUCAUUCUUCACAUCCUACUCCGCCUUAUUCUCCACCUCCUCAUCCUCCAUCUCCUCCUCCUCCUCAUCCUGCCCCUCCUCCUCUUCCUCCUUCACCUCCUCCUCAUUUACCACCUUCUCAUCAUCCUCUUCCACAUCCUCCACCUCUUCAGCCUUCUUCUCCUCAUUCUCCAUCUCCUCUUCCUCCUCCCCAUCCUCAUACUCCUUCUCCUCCUCAUUCGUGUGGCUCUCCUUUCACUGGUGCGAUAGUUGUGUCACUUCUUGCCCAGUGGGUCUUUUAG